AUGCUACCUCUUCUAUUCUUGGCUUUGAUGUUGGGCUAUACUUCCGCUGCCAGCCGUAUAAUUGGCGGACAAUUUGCCACAGCAGGGCAAUUCCCCUACCAAGUAUCUCUACAACUAAAAGGACGUCAUCAUUGUGGUGGUUCCAUAAUAUCGGAAACUUUUAUUGUCACCGCAGCCCAUUGUACAAUUGGACAAAAUCCAGCGGCGAUGAAGGUCGUCGUCGGCACCAAUGAUCUCUUGGCCGGCAAUGGUCGAUCUGUAAAUGUUGCCCAAUUCAUCAUCCAUCCCCGUUACAAUUCUCAGAGUCAAGAUUUUGAUAUGUCUUUGAUUAAAUUGGCCGAGCCGUUGCAAUUGGGUACGGCGACAGUGGAUAAAAUCGAAAUGGCUGCUGCGGAUUCGAAUUUUGCCGCCGACACUUUGGCAACGAUUAGUGGUUUUGGAGCCAUCAAUGGCAACUUACAAUUGCCGAAUAAACUGAAAUUUGCCCGUGUUCAGUUGUGGAGUCGUGAUUUCUGCAAUCCUCAAAAUAUACCCGGCAUAACGGAUCGCAUGAUUUGUGCCGGUCAUCCCAGUGGACAGGUUAGCUCUUGCCAGGGUGACAGUGGCGGCCCCUUGACUGUGGAUAAUAAGUUGUUUGGUGUCGUUUCAUGGGGCUUUGGUUGUGGAGCUCAAGGUAAACCGGCCAUGUAUACCUACGUGGGCGCCCUACGUUCGUGGAUUAAACAGAAUUCAGGAGUUUGA
This is a messenger RNA of Musca domestica (house fly), 741 nucleotides long. RefSeq names its product trypsin-1-like. Gene Ontology annotation, biological process: proteolysis. Gene Ontology annotation, molecular function: serine-type endopeptidase activity. The record is from RefSeq and is a predicted model, not a curated record. The transcript has a single exon. NCBI's taxonomy places the organism in Eukaryota, Metazoa, Arthropoda, Insecta, Diptera, Muscidae. The coding region runs from base 1 to 741 and encodes 246 amino acids.